Molecule: messenger RNA, 2046 nt
Organism: Jaculus jaculus (lesser Egyptian jerboa)
Lineage: Eukaryota; Metazoa; Chordata; Mammalia; Rodentia; Dipodidae
Gene: Faah
Product: fatty acid amide hydrolase
Exons: 15
Coding region: 59-1795 (578 amino acids)
Biological process (GO): fatty acid catabolic process
Molecular function (GO): amidase activity; fatty acid amide hydrolase activity
Source: RefSeq, a predicted model, not a curated record
CUGCGCGUGCCGUUGCUCAUCUGUCACCCCAGGCAGCUGUCGGCGGCGGCAGAUCAAGAUGCUGCACCUACUAUGGACCGCGCUGUCUGGAACCCCCUGGGCUGCCCUGGCCUGCUGCGUGGUGGCGGCCGCGGUGGUCCAGCGAUGGUCCCGGCACCGGACGGCUCGGGGCGCGGCGGCCCGGGCGCGACAGAGGCAGCAAGCGGGCCUGGAGACCAUGGACAAGGCGGUGCAGCGCUUCCGGCUCCAGAACCCUGAUCUGGACUCAGAAGCACUGCUGGCCCUGCCCCUGCCUCAGUUGAUGCAGAAGUUACACAGUGGGGAGCUGUCCCCAGAAGUUGUACUCUUCACCUAUGUAGGAAAGGCCUGGGAAGUGAACAGAGAAGUCAACUGUGUGACCUCCUACCUGGCUGACUGUGAGCCGCAGCUAGCACAGGCCCCACGGCAGGGUCUGCUCUAUGGCGUCCCUGUGAGCCUCAAGGAGUGCUUCAGCUACAAGGGCCAGGACUCUACGCUGGGCUUGAGCCUUAACGAGGGGUUGCCUUCGGAGUGCGACAGUGUCGUGGUGCAGGUGCUGAAGCUGCAGGGGGCCGUGCCCUUUGUGCACACCAACGUCCCCCAGUCUAUGUUCAGCUAUGACUGCAGUAACCCCCUGUUUGGCCAGACCACAAACCCAUGGAUGUCCUCCAAAAGCCCAGGUGGCUCCUCAGGAGGAGAGGGGGCCCUCAUUGCAUCAGGAGGCUCCCCCCUGGGCUUAGGUACUGAUAUUGGAGGCAGCAUUCGUUUCCCUUCUGCCUUCUGUGGUAUCUGUGGCCUCAAGCCUACUGGGAACCGACUCAGCCUCAGUGGCUUGAAGGGCUGUGUCUAUGGACAGAUGGCAGUGCAGCUUUCUGUUGGCCCAAUGGCCCGGGAUGUGGAGAGCCUGGCACUGUGCAUGAGAGCCUUGCUGUGUGAGGACAUGUUCCGUUUGGAUCCCACAGUUCCACCCAUGCCCUUCAGGGAGGAGGUCUACAGAAGCUCUCGGCCCCUGCGUGUGGGGUACUAUGAGACCGACAACUAUACCAUGCCUAGCCCAGCCAUGAGGCGGGCGGUGCUGGAGACCAAGCAGAGCCUUGAGGCUGCUGGCCACACGCUGGUUCCCUUCUUGCCAAGCAACAUAUCCUAUGCUCUGGAGACUCUGUCCACAGGUGGGCUGUUCAGUGACGGUGGCCACAGUUUCCUGCAGAAUUUCAAAGAUGAUUUUACGGAUCCCUGCUUAGGGGAAUUGAUCUUAGUUCUGAAGCUGCCCGGGUGGUUUAAAGGACUUCUGGCUUUCCUGCUGAAGCCUCUGUUUCCACGGUUGGCGGCCUUUCUCAGCAACAUGAGGUCUCGGUCAGCUGGAAAGCUCUGGGAGCUGCAGCAUGAGAUGGAGGUGUACCGCAACUCUGUGAUUGCUCAGUGGAGAGCGCUGGACCUGGAUGUUCUGCUGACCCCUAUGCUGGGCCCUGCUCUGGACUUGAAUGCCCCAGGAAGGGCCACAGGGGCUGUCAGCUACACUAUGCUCUACAACUGCCUGAACUUCCCUGCGGGGGUGGUGCCUGUCACCACGGUGACUGCUGAGGACGAAGCCCAGAUGGAACACUACAGGGGCUACUUUGGGGAUAUCUGGGACCAGGUGCUACGGAAGGCCAUGAAGAAGAGCGUGGGGUUGCCCGUAGCUGUACAGUGCGUGGCUCUGCCCUGGCAGGAAGAGAUGUGUCUACGGUUCAUGCGGGAGGUAGAGCGGCUGAUGACCCCUAAAAAGCAGCCGUCCUGAGGGACUCUCACCUGCCCAUCUCUGGAGGACCUGAGGCCCAUGUGCUCCGCUUUAUUCAGGACACUGUCACCUGAGAGGAAAUGUCCAGUGUGGGGCAGAGGCAUCCACCUCCUCUCCCCUGAACCCCUGUGGGAACUCAGGCCCCCCCCACCAAGCCUAGACCUUAUUCCUCUCUCUGGUUCCCUCUUCAUCCCGAUCCCCUACCUCAUGUGGCAGCCAGUAGCCAAGGCCUAUCAACAGUUAAGAAAUAA